AUUGUUCCAAAGCAAAAAAGUGGGGAAGUAGAAAAUACACGCAUAUUCUUUACUCUUGCUGCAUAGCAUACAGUAGUUCGUAGAGUUUGGAUCACAUGCUCAUCUUUCUCGGUUGUUCUUCUUGCUCGAUUUGGGCCCAACAAUUGACCCGACUAACGGAUGUUAACGAUUUUGUUUUUGUUAGUGACGACAUCGAGUGUGUUUGGAAGAUAAAUAUGACAUUCUGACCUGAUCUGACUCAAUGUCACAGAACCUGAUGCAGUUUCUUAUGUUUUAAUCGUCACUACUGAUUGUAGUAAUAAGUAUUGCACACCAAGGAAUCUAAAACUCCACAGACAUGACGAACAAAGAUUCUGAUACAGUGCAGGUGGUUGUACGCUGCCGUCCACUUAACGAGAAAGAAAAGUCCAAAGGUUUCAAAAUGGCGGUGAAGGUAGAUGAGACUAUGGGCCAAAUCCGAGUGACAAACCCCAACGCCCCUAGUGGAGAACCACCAAAGACAUUCACCUUUGACACAGUGUUUGCCCCUGCGUCAAAACAGGUGGACGUUUACAAUCAAACAGCAAGGCGAAUUGUUAACGCUGUACUUGAAGGGUAUAAUGGAACUAUUUUUGCAUAUGGUCAGACAGGAACUGGGAAGACAUUCACCAUGGAAGGUGUGCGGUCCCAGCCAGAGCUCCGAGGAAUCAUUCCCAAUUCUUUUGCACACAUCUUCGGACAUAUUGCAAAGGCAGAGGAGAAAACACGAUUUCUAGUCCGAGUUUCAUAUCUAGAAAUCUACAACGAAGAGAUUCGAGAUUUGCUGAGUAAAAAUCAAUCACAAAAACUUGAAGUUAAAGAAAGACCCGAUGUUGGUGUCUACGUAAAGGACUUGUCCGCAUUUGUUGUAAACAACGCAGAUGACAUGGAUAGAAUUAAUACUAUUGGCAACAAAAAUCGAUCGGUUGGAGCUACAAAUAUGAACGAACAGAGUUCACGGUCCCAUGCCAUUUUCACCAUAACGGUAGAAAGAAGUGACGAAGGCCUUGAUAAAGAGCAGCAUGUCAGGGUUGGGAAAUUGAACUUAGUGGAUUUAGCAGGCUCUGAACGGCAGACAAAGACCGGUGCAUCGGGGCAGAGAUUGGUGGAGGCAACUAAAAUCAACUUGUCACUUUCAACAUUGGGAAAUGUGAUCUCAUCAUUGGUUGACGGUAAAAGCACCCAUAUACCAUACAGGAACUCAAAACUUACUAGGCUUCUGCAGGACUCACUUGGAGGCAAUGCCAAAACUGUUAUGUGUGCAAAUCUUGGUCCUGCUGAGUAUAAUUAUGAUGAGACAAUAAGCACCCUGAGGUAUGCUAACCGAGCAAAAAAUAUUAAAAAUAAGGCGAAGAUUAACGAAGACCCAAAGGACGCCCUCCUAAGACAAUUUCAAAAGGAGAUAGAAGACCUGAAGAAGAAACUAGUAGAUGGUGGUGGUGAAGGGGACAGUGGCAGCGGCAGUGAAUAUUCAGACUCUGGCGAAUCUGAAGAGGAAGAAGUGAUGGGACCAGAUGGAACCAUGACAACAAGAAAAAAGAAAACUAAAGCCAAGAAGAAAUUAUCACCUGAAAAAAUGGCCGAGAUGCAGAGAAUAAUAGAUGAGGAGCGACGAGCUUUGGAAAGUCAGAAAGACAUGGAGGAAGAAGAGAGGAAUAAAGCCCAAGAGUUACUAGAGAAGCGAGAGAAUGAUUUGAAAAAGGCACAACAAGACCAUGACCAGCUUGCAGAAAAGCUACAGGCUAUCGAGAAAAAGUUGAUAGUUGGCGGCGUCGACCUGCGGGAGAAGAUGGAGGAGCAGGAGCGACUCCUAGAAGAAUCAGCAAAAGAGCUGGACACCAAACGAGCUAAAGAAGAGGAACUGAGGAAGAAAAUUGAAGAGAAAGAAGAAGAACGAUUACAAAUGGAAGAAGAAUAUACAAAUUUACAGGAAGAAGCUGCUGGUAAAACAAAGAAACUGAAAAAGGUCUGGUCAAUGCUGAUGAGUGCAAAGUCUGAGGUUGAUGACUUACAACAGGAACACCAGCGUGAGAUGGAAGGCCUACUGGAGAAUGUGCGCCAACUGAGCCGUGAGGUCCGCCUACAAAUGCUCCUCAUCGACAGCUUUAUUCCACCAGAUUUCCAAGACAUGAUUGAACAGUAUGUCCAUUGGAAUGAAGACAUAGGAGAAUGGCAAUUGAAAUGUGUUGCUUAUACGGGCAACAACAUGAGAAAACAGACUCCAAUGCCAGAUCGAGAGAAGCAGAAGGAUUAUGGAGAUGUUGACCUCUCACAUGUUUAUCUAGCUUAUACUGAAGAUGGCGUACGACAGAAAUUUAAAUCAUCUAAAUCCAAGUCUGGGAGACCCAAGACUGCUUCCGGUCGGCCAAAGACUGGAAAAAAGAAAAAGGGUGUUGGAAGCUCGGCAGAUAUUGAUUCAGUUUUACAAUGAAGACAGGAAAUAGAGAUAAAACCAACACUGGGGGAGCUUCAGCUGAGUUUACUCCUUGCUGCUGUUUUAGAUGUGGGGCGGGGGGUGUGGAUCCAGGGGGCACGGAAGCUACGAACCCCCAACAAAAAAGGAAAUGGACAAAAAAUGUGGGAGCACACAAACAAGCUAAUUUUCAAUUUAUAUUCGAUGUACCAGUCUGCAUUCAAGUAUUUCUAAACAAAAAUGUCAGGCACCACCAUCACCCCUAGGCCCAAUGAUUGAUACGUCGCAUGGCUCCUAACUAGAUUUUUUUAUGGAUUCGCCCAUUUUUUAUAGAUCCAAUUUUUUGAACCAAUUUAAGGCAAAUAAAUGGCUCACUGGUCAAAAAUAAUUUAAAUUAAUUAUAUUUUUUUAUUUCAUUUUUUUUUUACAUUCCACCGCAUUUUACACUAGACAAAUACAGGGUUCAAUGAAACUCUAUUUUAUUUUUGUUUUGCAUUUUUGAGAAUUCUCUGCAUUCCAGUUUUAUUUUGUAAAACCAAAAUGGCAUUUUGCUGACCAAUGAGAAUAUUUAGGCUUUAAUUUCAAUAUAAUAUGCUUUCUGAUUUUUGGAGCAAACAUAAUCGGAUCAAACCAAUUGUCUGUAUUUCCUAGUCUUAAAUAUAAUUAGUACAUAAUUAAUUACAUAUGGGAAUAACAGUUUGACAUAAUAAUAAUAUUGAAUUGGUAUUUAAGAAAUCUUUCAUUACCAUGGUAUGGAGUGAAAUCUAAUGGAGUAUACUGAUGUGGUCUCAUAAUAGAGCAAUCAAAUGUAAGUUUGAGGGUGUUGGUUCGAACCUUAAUAGAGUCAAUGGGUUUUGCCUACAAAUAGUAAAAAAAUGUAAUAUAUAGUUCUUAAUUAAUUGUAGUACUGUAUAAUAAUUAUGUGCAAUGUCUUUGUAUUUUAUACAUAGCUUUCAGUUUUGUAUCCGUCCUUAUCAAAACGAAUUUAUGAAAAUCUGAAUGGAUUUAUCAGAAUGAAAUUAGUGAUUUAGUCUAAUGUGCUUGAAUAAACAAAACAAAAAUAAUUUGAUGCUUUUUAAUAUAUUAAUUGAUGGAUUACAUAGAUAUGAGAUACACUUCCAAAUGAAAUUGCGAAGUCAAAGUGCAAAUUGUAAUGUAAAAGUUGCCAUCUUUAUUACCUUUGAAUAUAAUUUUUGAUCAAGAAUAAUGAAAUAAAUGUGGCCACUGGAACAUUUAAAA
Molecule: messenger RNA, 3670 nt
Organism: Anneissia japonica
Lineage: Eukaryota; Metazoa; Echinodermata; Crinoidea; Comatulida; Comatulidae
Product: kinesin-II 85 kDa subunit-like
Exons: 15
Coding region: 338-2449 (703 amino acids)
Biological process (GO): microtubule-based movement; mitotic cell cycle
Cellular component (GO): microtubule
Molecular function (GO): plus-end-directed microtubule motor activity; microtubule binding; ATP binding
Source: RefSeq, a predicted model, not a curated record